AUGGACUUCACGUUGGAUCCCCCGGACUCCGGAAGCCCUUCUUGGGCAAGCUCAACCCCCAGGCCUGGACGGUUGCAGUUCUGGGUUGACAUGGCCAAUGGUCCCGGUUUCAAUGUGGGGAGUCCUGAGCCAGAGAGUCGUCGCCCCGAUGAGGAGACCGUCGAUGCCAUGGCUCGUCAUCCGAGUUCCCCAUCAGCCCACAGCGCGAUAUUCGGCACUUCAGACCUGUCUUCUUCUGACAAAUUGCCUGGUGACCAAGAUCCUCGGUCCCCUGCAAAUAUCCUGCCGCCCACAUCUCUAUCCACGAUAGCCGAAGCCCCUCCAUUGGGUGGCCAGCAUGCCCAGAUCGUGACACGCGGUGGGAGAUUGCAGGUGGCUGAGGACAGCCACAGCAGUCCCUCUCUUAAGAACAUUCGUGUCGACGGUGAGCUCGCCAUUAAGAAUGUGGGUCUGCUGUGGGAGGGCGACCCGGCAUACGAAGCCCAUCUAUGGGAAUGCUAUCUCACAUGGCUGAACCCUCUGACAAGCCUGGUCGAACAAAAUCUUUUCGAUCAAGACAAGGAGAACUUCUUAUCCUCGCAGGAGAGCGACUUUUACUCACCUGCCCUGGAAAAUGCCGUCUUUUCCACGGGCGCCAUGCACACAACGCGUCAAAACCCUUCUAUCAUAGGUGACGCCUGUAAAUUCUUUGCCAGCAGAGCGAAAGUUUACCUAGACCUGGAACUUCAGACACCAACAAUAGCAACGCUCCAAGCUCUUGUUCUCCUCUGCGAGCAUGAAGCUGCCCAGGGUAGGGACAGCCAAGGAUGGAUAUACUCAGGAAUCGCCUCCCGGAUACUACCUGAUCUGGGACUGCAGUUGCAUUGCGCCUCUCCACGUGAAACCGAAAGCUGUGCCCCUGAUGCCUUAGACGUAAAAGCCCGAGUCUUCUGGUCUGUUGUCCACAUAGAUACGAUUUGGUCAAGCUGGUGCGGAAGGCCUCAGUCCUUCACGACGAGGGAACUUUUCUUCCGGCAAGCUCCCACCCUGAGAUGCUCAGGUGCCACGGACCCCGAUUCCCAAAUUGGCGCCCAUGUUCAUCUGGCCCCCGACAGGUAUCAUGACAGAGAAGCCUCUCGAGACUCUCUGUCCAAAUUUGCAGUGCAGGCAGACGCAUCACUCCGAGACUGGGCGGUUUCUCUUCCCCUAUUUCUGCAGCUUACACCAGGUCAAGACGAUCAAUGCCUAGAUCCUGUCGUGUUGCAGUUGCAUCUGCUGUAUCAUGAGAUUCGAAUUCUUCUUCACCGACCGCUCAUUGGCUACGGCUCCCCUGCUACUAACCUCCAGUCCCCAUGUGGCAGAGCAACUGAACCUCAUCAUGAUAUAUGUAGCAACUCAGCCUCCGAUAUCAUACGCUUGAUGGGACAGUUUCGUGACCGAUUCGGCCUCUGCCACCUCUCAGCCUACUGUGUGCAUAUCCUAAUGACCGCUGGCAUAUUGUUCGCCUACAACACAUCUCUGACAAACCAAACGAGGGAGUUUAGGAACAAGUCUGCAAGCCUCACUCAGGCAAGCAUCCGCAUGAUGACCGAGUUGACAACGACGUUUCCAGUUGCCCACCGGUCUCUAGAAGUUCUCACGAGUUUGCGGCGAGAAUGGCAGAACUGUAACUAA
Messenger RNA from Fusarium keratoplasticum, 1653 nucleotides. RefSeq names its product Fungal-trans domain-containing protein. The record is from RefSeq and is a predicted model, not a curated record. The transcript has 8 exons. The coding region runs from base 1 to 1653 and encodes 550 amino acids. Gene Ontology annotation, molecular function: zinc ion binding; DNA binding. NCBI's taxonomy places the organism in Eukaryota, Fungi, Ascomycota, Sordariomycetes, Hypocreales, Nectriaceae. Gene Ontology annotation, biological process: DNA-templated transcription.